AUGACAGCGAUCGUCGACUGCGUGUAUGACGACGGGGGACUUGUUGGGCAGGCGAUGACCGCGUUGACGAGCGUCGCUGUCAUCCGACGAUGGCAUCCAAUAAACGCUGAGUCUAGACGAGGCGAGGGCGCAUUCAAUGGCGAAUACGGCAUUUCGUCGCGGAUGAGAGACCAGUGCCCGGGAGCGCGUCGCACGAACGUGCCGAAGGGGUCGCUCGAGAAAGGAAGCACGCUCGCCGCGUUUGCCUGGUUGGCCGUCGCCUUAUCGCGCACACCGGCGUAUAAGCGCGCUCAUGACGGGGCCAGUGGCCAACAAUCCAUCUGCGUGAACUCGCUGCAUGCCUGCCCGGCACACGUCCGCUCCCGAUCACGACCGCCACGCCGGACGCCGACUCCGCUUGUAUUUUAUAUCGACACACGGACAACUCGACGUAAGCCCGCCGUCAUCGUCGUCGUCGUCGCACCGAGUCCGCCGUCCCACCUUGCGAGCUGCGUGGUAUCCACCUCGAGAGACGCCGCCGACCUGCUGCGACCCGCAGACGACAGCCAGAGGACGAUGGAGACCCUGCUCUUCCAGCCCCGGCUGCCCGGAGCGGCAGCCGCGACGCCAGCCUACCCCUCGCCGUCCUCCUCCGCUUCAACCCAUCACUCGCCGCGGUCCCUCCUCUACCGCCGCCGCUCCGGCCAGCUCUCCGAAGCCGUCCCCGCCCCCAUGGCCCUUCCCCGGGACGCGGCGGAUCAGCACACCCGCGUCGACGGCGGCGCUGCUCCCCGCACGCGGCCCGCCGUCUCCUCCUCCUCCACCGCCCGCCUCGCCCGGCGCGCCGCCCCUGCUGCUCUCCCCUUCCGCCCGCUCACGCCUAUACUCUCUCCCUCGCUCCUGACGUCCCUCAACUCGCUCGACUCCACGCUCGGCGGCUCCCACCCGGCGUCAGACGCGAUCGACGACUAUCUCACCCAGGGACGCCCCCUGCCCACCGCCUCCGAUCCCGAUCCCGCCUCGCCCCCGGCCCCGCUCUGGACGUCCACCCCUCCCACGCCGCCGCCUUCGGCCUCCCCGCAGCUGCACCCCCAUCCGCGCCCGGACGACCACAAGCCCACCCGCGGUCGCCCAUCAGAGCGCCCGUACUCGCUCGCCUGGUUCCCCGACGCGUCCAUGAGAACAAGCCCAUCCGGACGCGACGAUCCGGCGCAACGGGCUCGCCGACGGGCCUCCACGCUUUUCCAGGUCGACGACGGCGCGGAGAUGGCCCGAUCGCGUUCGCCGAGCCCGCUCAGGCUGCGACGGCGCACCUCCGCCGCUUCCGCGCGCAGAGACGGCUCGGAAGAGCCCCGGACGUCGCCCGCCCGUCCGCACAAACGCCCGCCGAUCUUCCACAUCCCCACCGGCACCACGGACGACGACCACCGCUCCUCCCUCGGCAUCCUCUCUUCCGACGGCGGCGAACGCGGCGACGACGAGAACGGCUCCGAUGCGGAGGACGACGUCAAGUCGAGGGAGCCGUCGGAGGAGCGGCGGGCGUACGAGCGCGAAAAGACGAGGCAUCGCAAGUACCACGCGCUGAUGGAGCUUCUCAUGACCGAAGUCGGGUAUCUGCAGGACCUCCGCGUUCUCGUCCAUGUCUACCUGCAGCAGCUUUCCGCUCUGACGACACGCUCUGCCACGCCUGUCGCUCUCGCAUUUACUCGCCUCCCGCCUCCCCCUCCGGCGUCCCACAGCGCGAGCGGCAGCCACUCGCGCGCCAACUCGGGGUCCCGGCUGCCCACGCCCCCCUUGGGCAGCAACGGCGUCACUUCCUCCCCGUCCGCCUCUGCGACGCACUCCCCAGAGUCGAGUCCCAGGAUCGCCAAGGACAAGGACAAGAGCCCGGCCAAGUCGCUCUUGUCCGCCGCGCAAACCGACGCGAUCCGACGCAACGCGGAUCAGCUGCUCCAGUUCCACGAGUGGUUCACGUUCGAGCUGCGGGAAGCCGUCAAGCUCCACGGGUUCGAUCUCGAGGACGAAGAGGCACCCGGGAGGAACAAGGAGCCUCCCGCGAUCGAGCACAUUGACGCCGCCAUCGUCGCGGUCAUGACCAAGUUCACCACCCAAGCUUCGCUUUUCAACGUGUACCAGUUUUACUGCUCGCGGCAGACCGAAGCCGCCGACGCGGUGCGCAAGUUGCAGCACACCUACCAAACGGAGUGGGACCACUACGAACAGCGCUGCCAGUUCCUCGUCACCCGCGGCAUCGAAGAGGAAACGCGACUGCGGAAAAACUCCGAGUCUUGCGCGAUGGGAGGGCGUUCGAACGCCGUCAUCCUGCCGGACGACCCUCCCGGAACGGACGCGGACGCGGACUUUGUAGCCCGGAGACGGAGACGGCACUCGACCUCCUCGCUCGCGCCCGUCGCGUUCACUACCAAGUCCCUUUGGAACGGCAGCGCGGCCGCCAAGCCCGAGCCGGGCGGCUCUUCGCGUUCGCAGGCCUCGCGCCUCUGCCUCUUGGACUACCUCGUCAAGCCCGUGCAGCGGAUCUGCAGGUACCCGCUCCUCUUCGACCCGCUCAAGGCGCGGAAGGGCUCGAACGCCCACGCCGCGCAGAACUCGUACGCCCACGGCGAGCUCCGCCUCCCGAACAGCCUCACGGCCGAUAUCGUGAUCGAGAGCGCGUCCCAGGCGAUGCGGCACGUCAUCUCCAUGGUCGACGAGGCGCGCGACCGCCAGGACGUGUUCACCAAGUCGGCGCUGAUCGCGUCGCGCAUUUCCCGACCCUCGGCCGCGACGCACGGCCUCUCGGCCGACUUUAUGGACUCGCUGGGCCCGUGCAUGCUCGCGGGUUCGUUGGACGUGAUGCAGGAGCACAAGGAAGUGUCGAGCGGCGUGCUGGACGUCAAGUACCUCGGCGCUUUCUUGUACGCGGGCGGGUACCUGCUCAUGGUGAAGGCCAUCGAGGGCAAGGGCAAGUCGAGGGUGUACGAGCCUAGGCACUGGUUCUCGCUGGUGGGAUCUGAUCUCGUGGACGUCCCCGAGGACGAAGCGCUACUGCCGUGCUCGUUCUGCAUCGUCGUUUGCGGCCGUCGGUUCAACCUGACCGCCGCUUGCAGGCACGAGAAACAGAUCUGGAUGGCGUCGAUCCGCCAGGCGCUCACGUCGGAACCGGCAUGGGCGAAGGAGCCCACCUCCAGCAUCCACCGCGCGAGCAAAACCGAGGCGCCCGCUCCUCCCGACGAUCCCGGUUCCAGCGAGUCGGGUACCACGCCGGAUCGCGUCCGCCCCGAGGGCCGGUCUCCCCCUCCUUCGUCCUUCAAGGAGCGCGGAGUAGACGCGUCCGGACAGAGUACCCCCGGCCGUCGCAUGUCAGCCACCUCCGUCAAGACCGUCUCCUCCGGCGCGGAGGACGUCCUCGUCCGCCGAUCGUCUGCCGCGCACAGGAAAGAGACGAACCGUGCGCUCGCCGACGUGCUGUCCACCAUCAUCUCCUCUGCUCGCUUUCAAGCGGAGACGCACGACGAGGAGCUGUUCAGGGGUCCGAAGCGGCCAGGGGGCGUGUCGAGGACCAACUCGACCCUCAGCAUGACCGGCAUGGGCAUCGCCGCGAAGGACCGACUGCGCGGGCGCGAGAGCGUGCUCGUCGCCCGUCGGGGUAGCUACGCCUCGGACGUGGCCAUGCUCCCUCACUCCGGGGAUGCCAUCGUCGAUUACCAGCGCAUGACGCUCUCCCGCGGCAAGUCCAAAUCAGCCAAGGCGCAGCUCAAGAAGGCGCUCGCCAUUUCGCCCAUCGUGGUGGUCCCGACGGAGCUGAAGGACAACGGCCAACACACCGUCGAUUUGAGCCGCCCCCCGGCGUCGCACUCCCCCGACGGCUCGACCGAUUCGGAGGAUAUCCUCCACGCCCCGAGGUCUGCGAUCGAUCUGACUUAUGCGCCGGUCGUCUCCCCGGACCUGGACGCCCCGAUCGUCGUCCUCCCUGCAGACGCUGCCUAUCGACCCAAACGGACUCGGUCCAUGGUCGACAACGUCCGCGACUUUUUCGCCUCUCGACCCUCGUCCCCGUCUACUUCCCUUUCUUCCAUCGGUCGGCCCAGCUCCGUCGUCGUCUCGUCCGACUCCCCCAGUAACCCAUCCCCGAGCCGCUUCAGGUGGCUGGUGAACCGGUCUCUUCGAAAGCGCGUGUGGAGCAAUCCAGACGUCCCGAAGCAGGAGGGCUCGUCGCCGUCGCCGUCGACACCGGCCAACGAUGAGGACACGCUUCUCCCUGCGGAGCCGUACUCGGCCACCACUCUCAGAACCAUCGUCGAGGCCGCCCCUCUGGGAGGCUCGAGCGCGACCAUCACGCGCCAUAGAUCCCUCCUUUCUCCCUUGUCGCGCGAGACAGACACGUUGCGAUCCAAACGAUCCAACGGGCCUUCGCGGCGCAAGUCGAUAAAGCACGUCCUGUUCUCGGGCCGCGCUGACGCCUCCGGCGCCGCUCAGGCGCCUUCAUAAGCCCCAUCGUCGUUUCGUUCCUUCUUCGCCUGUUUUAAUCAUAAC
This is a messenger RNA of Punctularia strigosozonata HHB-11173 SS5, 4512 nucleotides long. RefSeq lists its product as uncharacterized. The transcript has 6 exons. Gene Ontology annotation, biological process: regulation of GTPase activity. The record is from RefSeq and is a predicted model, not a curated record. NCBI's taxonomy places the organism in Eukaryota, Fungi, Basidiomycota, Agaricomycetes, Corticiales, Punctulariaceae. Gene Ontology annotation, molecular function: guanyl-nucleotide exchange factor activity. Gene Ontology annotation, cellular component: cytoplasm. The coding region runs from base 1 to 4467 and encodes 1488 amino acids.